AAUGUUGUUUAUUAUUGUUAGAACCCGGCGUUGCAGUGGUAGGGUUUGAUUGAAACCACUACUGUGCGAUGAAGUGGACUUUGUCAUUGAAAUCGAAGAAUAUUUAAUUAGGUGUAUUAAUUUUACACUGUGACAGUCGUCUACGGAACCCACAGCUGGUCAAGAUGCCACCUAUAUCAGAAAACAACCCCCAGGACCAGCUCGAGUCGUACAAAGUGCCUACAAUCGGUAUCAUUUACCCGCCUCCGGAACUGCGUAACAUCGUUGAUAAGACAGCCGGUUUCGUUGCACGAAAUGGACCCGACUUUGAAGCGCGAAUUCGUCAAAAUGAAAUUAACAAUGCAAAGUUUAACUUUCUCAAUCCCGGCGAUCCGUACCACGCGUACUAUGAACACAAAGUGAAAGAACUUAAAGAAGGUAAAGGUCCGGAAGAACCACCUCCCCCGGCGCCUGUAGUGCAGCCUGCCCCUCCUAGACCUAUUGUUCUACAAAGACCGGAAGUUACGAAGAUAGCCGAGCCAAAGGUUGUGCCUAAAGAGCCUCCCAGAGAACAUGAAUUUAUCGUUGAUCCUCCGUCUAUAUCUGCAAUGGAAUUGGACAUCGUCAAGCUUACCGCGCAGUUUGUCGCUCGAAAUGGAAAGAACUUCCAAACGAACCUUAUGAAUCGCGAGCAACGAAACUUCCAGUUUGAUUUUCUACGGCCUCAGCAUUCCCUUUUUCCCUAUUUUCGUAAGUUGGUGGAGCAGUAUACCAAAAUCCUGAUUCCAGACAGUGGUCUCGAUGCGGAGCUCGAACAACGAUCGAAAAACCCUGAGAAAGUACUUUCUGAUGUUCGCUAUCGCGUUGAGUGGGUAAAACUUCAGGAAUCCGAGCGGAGGAAACGUGAGGAAGACGAGGAACGCGAAAGGGUCCAGUACGCGCAGAUUGACUGGCAUGACUUUACUAUUGUGGAGACAGUAGAUUACAUGCCGAACGAACAGGGCAAUUUCCCGCCGCCGACCACACCUCAAGAGGUUGGUACACGUGCGCUAUUGCAACAGCGUCUAGAGAAUGAAGAAAUCGAUGUCGAGAUGGAGGUCGAUUCAGACGAGGAUGAGGAUGCAGCGAAGAAGCAGCCAGCGCCGGCUUCAGCUCCAAGCACCUCUGCCACUGCAGCGCCACCACUUCCACCCGCACCAGAAACUUCGAAGGCUGCGGAGUUCGUGCCACCACCUCCGAUGCCCCCCGUACCAGAUAAAGUUGUCGUCAAGAAUUUUAACCCACAACAGAAGCGACCGACGCCGGUAUCCAUCGGACCAAAAUUCCUCAUAUCACCUAUCACUGGCGAACGUGUGCCCGCUGACAAGAUGGAGGAGCAUAUGCGGAUUGGGCUGCUCGAUCCACGUUGGGUGGAACAGCGUGACAAGCAGAUGCAAGAGAAGAUGGCUCAGGAGGAGGUGUUUGCACAAGGCUCGUCUAUCGAAAACUCGCUUAAACACUUCGCCGAGCGGCGUACCGAUAUUUUCGGACAGGAAGAGACCGGAAUCGGUAUGCGAGUUGGCGAAGAGGAAGAAGAACGCCAACCAGAAAAGCCCAUCUGGGACGGUCACUCUGCUAGUGCCGAGGCUGUGGCGCGUCAGGCACGCGCCAAUAUCACUGUCGAGCAGCAAAUUCAACAAAUUCACAAAAUGAAGGGUUUGGUAGCCGAUGACGACAAGGAAAAGAUUGGUCCCGCCAAGCCUACGGCGGGUUCUUCACCCCGGCAAGCGGCUCCACCGGCCCCGACAGGACCGCCACGUCCGCUACCGCAAGUGUCGCAUCAACCUCGACCAUCCCACCACCGGCUACCUGCACCGCCGCGACCACCCCAUCGACCGCCACCUCCUCCGCAGCAGGUGUUAGCUCCAGCGCCACCUCAAAUGAUGAUGUCUCGACCUCCACCCCCAAUGUUGAGCGGGGUACCACCACCUCUAAUGAUGGCUCCAGCUGCACCGCUAAUGAUGCCCGUUCUACCGCCGCAGGCACCACCACCAUUUGUCCCGGUUCUCCCUCCGGUUCCACCACCUGUAACGGCUCCUAUUCCACCACCGCCUCCGCCCGGCGCAGCAAUAGAGCCGAUGGAGGCGCCACCAGGCGACGAGCCCGCUUCGAAGAAGACCAAGACGGAAGAUCAGCUCAUCCCGGAGGAAGAAUUUUUGAGAAGUCAGCCUUCAGAUGUUGUCGCGGUACGCAUCGCUGUACCCAACAUGGCGGACAAAACGGAAUGGCGGUUAACUGGGCAAAUGGCCACGAUAAGCGUGCCGUUGAGAGAGACGUUCAGUGCGCUCAAGUCUCGCAUCCAGGAGCUGACAGGCAUGCCGCCGGGAAAACAGAAACUUGUGUACGAUGGUAUCUUCGUCAAGGAUAACAAUUCCUUGGCAUUCUACAACGUCGUGACAAAUGGCGUUGUACAAUUACAACUCAAAGAGAGGGGGGGGCGCAAGAAAUAGUUUUCAUAUAUAUAUAUAUAUAUAUAUAUAUAUGAUAGAAUAUUAUUUUUUUCGUAUUUUACAUGUCAUUGCUUCGAUAUAUGAAUCCCGCAGCAGACUUAUAGUUGUACAAGGGUAGCAUUGAUGAUCCAUAAUGACACAAACACUGUAAUAAUAAUAAUAAUAAUAAUCAAGUAAUAUUGAAAGUCUAAAAUCUUAACAUUAUUUUCUUCUUGAUUAGUCAUUGGUCUUUUGUGGAUAAUGGUUUCUAUGUAUUAAUUAGUUAUAUAGAAGUCGUAAACAAAAACGCUUUAAACAGAUUUUUUUAAUCGUCGGUUCGGUUCAAGGGUUUACUGUAAAAAUAAAAUAGGCAAAUGCUUAAUAAGAAAGAAAAUGCCCAGUCAAAUAUCGAAAAUCUAGAAGUUUUAUAAAAAAGAUGGUACAAAUGGAAAUCAUAAUGAUCGCCAUGCUAUGACAACCACAAUGCAGGAAACCGAAAAGGACUAAGAUUUUUGUUUUCGUUCGAUAACUUUCGGGAAAAACGUGUACAGGAACCCGGGUAUCCGAACCGACCUACUAAAGAGGUAUUACCUUACAAUAUACAACCAUACCACAAUAACUGUCCUAGGAGCCGUAAUAUUCACUUAAUGGUAUUACAGUUUAUACAUAAUUAGUGUUUAUUCUGUAGGCCCACCUACCGUAAUUCAUGUAUUUAACAUAUCCAAAGCGAGCUGCAGAUUAGAUAUAUGCUCAGUGUACUUCUUUGGGCUCUUUAUUCAUUUUUAUGACAUCGAACAUAAAGCUUAGAACUAAAAUAUGUAAGGAGCUUAAUACUCAUACCGGCUAACUCAACAGUUCAGCCUAAAUAGCGAAAAGUAAUACGACAUCUUAGCUGCGACAACCAAGCUUGUUAACGCUAUGCGCGUGCCUACCCAUGUUAUAGAUGAGUACAAAGAUACACAUGGCCAACGGAGUCAAGUCUUUGCCGGAACUAACGAAAACAUGACGGCCACGUUGCGAGACAACACAUUACAUACUACUACUAUGCACAUCGAGGGCAGGUAACUCGUUGUUUAGUAAGACAUCGUCCGGGCACGACUAAAAACGUUUAACAGUUGCAAAAAAUAGAGCGUCACUCAGAGGCAUAAAACCUUUGGCCACAGUCACUUUGAACUGAACGGGCUCUUUUCUCAAAAAAAUUAACCUUCGCUUGAACAGGGUUUAACGAAACUGAUGAGAAAGAUGGCCGUAGUUGCCACUGAAAUGGUUGUGCCUCACAACCCCGAGGCACCUAGUAAUGAGUAAAGUCCAAUACGAAUAUGUCAGUUCGCAUACCUGUUGCACAUGACCUGAGUCUUUGAACCAACAAUCUCCGUUAGCAAUGCGGGCCCUUUCUGUUAUCAAUUUGAACCUUAGUUGUCAAGAUGUCAUCGAAGAUCAUUUGAUAGAUGAGCAUUGUGCGUUUUCUUUUUUGAGAGUAAUGCGCGUCGUUCCUUGAAAGCUUGAUUUCUAUUGCAUGGCAAAACUCAAAAGACCUAUCAGCAGUGCAGUAAUGCGUGUAUUUCUAUUAACACGGGUAUAUAUACAUGAUAUUUAAAUAAUAGUAUGUACAUCAGCUGAAUACACUCUUAUAUGAAUGUAAUAAAUGAUAAGAAGAUAGUUGAAGGUGGACCUAUGACAUAUGGUCCGUUAAGAAGGAACAGGAAAGGACUCUUUGAGAGACCCUACUUUUAAUAAAUAUAUAUAUUUUAGAGGUGAAGAACUGCGGAAGCAGUUCUUCACCUCUAAAAUAUGCCGCAGUGACGGUUAUUUUUGGCAACAUGCGGAUAUAACCUCUUUUAAAAAGAGUAAAACGACCUGCUAAGCUCUUUUCUGCAUAUAUAGUUACAA
Varroa destructor (honeybee mite) is the source of this 4337-nucleotide messenger RNA. RefSeq names its product splicing factor 3a subunit 1 (gene Sf3a1). Gene Ontology annotation, biological process: mRNA cis splicing, via spliceosome; regulation of alternative mRNA splicing, via spliceosome. Gene Ontology annotation, cellular component: catalytic step 2 spliceosome; U2-type prespliceosome; U2 snRNP. Gene Ontology annotation, molecular function: RNA binding; protein binding. The record is from RefSeq and is a predicted model, not a curated record. NCBI's taxonomy places the organism in Eukaryota, Metazoa, Arthropoda, Arachnida, Mesostigmata, Varroidae.